GUCACGCCAGACCAAACCAAACCUAAACAAUUAAAUCCCUCCCUUCCUUUCUCGUGCUCCUCCCUCUGAGCUUUCAUUUCCCCUCUGCCCUUUCUCUUUUUGCUUUAUUUGGGCGGUGAGCAAACCCUAGCUCCGCCGCCCGCCUUAGAUCGACCCUAGCCGCUCCGUCGAGAUGUCAGAAGCCGAAGCCGAGACGAAGCUGGAGGAGGAGAAGGCGGCGCUGCCGGUCGCCGGGGAGAUCCUCUACUGCGGGGGGACCGACUGGGACUCGCUCGGCCGGAAGGGUCCUCCAAAUGCCGUGAACCUCGCUUCGCCCACCAGGCUUCGGCCCCUCGUCGGAGUUGAUAUACGCUUCGUGGCUUCUGGCUGCACUUCUUGUCAUUGCGUGGCUUUGGAUGCUCAAGGACGUUGCUACACGUGGGGAAGAAAUGAGAAAGGUCAGUUGGGACAUGGGGAUACUCUUCAACGUAGUGUUCCAACAAUUGCGUCUAAACUAUCCAAGUAUAAGAUUAUCAAAGCAGGUGCCGGAAGAAAUCAUACUGUUGUUGUUACCGAUAAAGGGAAAUCUUUCUCUUUUGGGCUGAAUAAACAUGGGCAGUUGGGAACUGGUUCAGCGAAAACUGAAAUUGAGCCAUCUCCAGUUGCAUGUAUGGUUUCUGAAGCUACAAAUGUUGUUUGCGGUGCUGAUUUUACUGUAUGGCUUUCAUCAGUGGAAGGGUCUUCAAUUCUGACUGCUGGUCUUCCUCAGUAUGGACAACUUGGGCAUGGAACUAAUAAUGAGUACAACUCUAAAGACAGCUCAGUAAAGCUAGUUUACGAGCCCCAGCCACGCCCACGUGCAAUAGCUACAUUAUCUGGGAAAACUAUUCUCAAAGUUGCAUGUGGAACAAAUCACACAGUUGCUGUUGAUUCAAACGGCUUUGUUUACACAUGGGGGUUUGGUGGAUAUGGAAGGCUGGGCCAUCGGGAGCAGAAGGAUGAGUGGGCUCCACGUCUUGUGGAGGUCUUCCAGAAGCAAAAUGUUUUACCUCCUAAUGCUAUAGUAUCAGCAGGUUCUGUAAAUUCUGCCUGCACUGCUGGAGGAGGACAACUGUACAUGUGGGGAAAACUAAAAAUUACUGGUGAUGAUUGGAUGUAUCCCAAGCCUGUGAUGGACUUAAGUGGUUGGAACAUUCGUUGCAUGGAUUCUGGUAAUAUGCACCAUCUUGUAGGAGCAGAAAAUUCAUGCAUAAGUUGGGGUCAUGCUCAAUAUGGGGAACUUGGCUAUGGCCCUCUUGGACAGAAGUCUUCUGCAAAUCCAAAAAAAGUUGAUAUCCUUGAGGGCAUGCGUGUCAUGAGUGUGGCUUGCGGGAUGGGCCUUUCACUUAUUGUAGUUGAUAGAACAAAUGGUGGUGAUAGACUAGAUCAGCUGGAAGUCUAUGAUGGUGAGUCUUCUGUUGAAGGAACAGAAGAAAAUAAAAAUGGGGACGUUGCUGCUGUGAAGAGAACGCCUAAAAAGAAGGAUAAGUCAUCUGCUGGUUCCAAGAAACGGAAAGGUGAUGACUCAGACUCAGACUCAUCAGAGUCCGAAGACAAUGAUGGUGAAGACAGUGAAGAUGAUGAAGAUUUAAAUGGUGAAGCUUAUGGAGUAAAACAGAAGCGGGGAGGGAGGACUUCAGGCCGUGGCCGAGGGCGAGGAAGGGGUGCCAACAAGAUGGCGACAACCGCAAAGAGUUCUGGCAGAGGAAGGGGUCGUCCUAAAAAGAGGGGCGGUUCCAGCAGAUGAUAAUGCUAUGCACUUGAGAUUUCAUACCUGAUUGGAAUUGACAACUCUGGCUCUGACUUGUUAACCUGACUCUCAUAUUUGUUCAACAGUUCCUCCACAGUCUUCGAUGAUACUACUCAUUGCUACAAAUAUGAAUUGCGUUCAUUGGUUAGGAUGUGUUUUGAGGUGGUAGAGAUGCUGUACAUUUUGUUGGUUCAUUAAACUUAAAUUGUUAUUGUUGUUAA
Zingiber officinale is the source of this 1989-nucleotide messenger RNA. RefSeq names its product protein RCC2-like. NCBI's taxonomy places the organism in Eukaryota, Viridiplantae, Streptophyta, Magnoliopsida, Zingiberales, Zingiberaceae. The record is from RefSeq and is a predicted model, not a curated record. The transcript is spliced from 16 exons. Bases 173 to 1765 code for a protein of 530 amino acids.